Messenger RNA from Ruditapes philippinarum (Manila clam), 2266 nucleotides. Its product is annotated as circadian locomoter output cycles protein kaput-like. Gene Ontology annotation, cellular component: cytoplasm; nucleus; CLOCK-BMAL transcription complex. Gene Ontology annotation, molecular function: DNA-binding transcription factor activity, RNA polymerase II-specific; RNA polymerase II cis-regulatory region sequence-specific DNA binding; protein dimerization activity. Gene Ontology annotation, biological process: regulation of transcription by RNA polymerase II; circadian regulation of gene expression. The record is from RefSeq and is a predicted model, not a curated record. NCBI's taxonomy places the organism in Eukaryota, Metazoa, Mollusca, Bivalvia, Venerida, Veneridae. The transcript is spliced from 15 exons. The annotation marks the transcript as partial.
AGUGCCGAAAGCAUAGGUGUUAUAUGAGCUGCAAUUGGUUAACAUUAUAAAUAUGGUUGACAAAAUUUUUACCUGUGAAAAAUGUCCUACUUUGUGAAAAACUUACAUUUUGUUAAAAUGCAUGACGGAUCAGGUGGAUAAAUAAUUUGAAAUGAACUACAGUAAGCGCAUAGCGCUUCCUCGCUCCUCAGUCGUUACGGACAGUGAUAGUGCCAUUGGCGAAGACUUUGAUGAUGAUGGACGAAGUCACAAACGUGCUGGGGGUGGAAAAGAUAAGAUUAACCGCAAUCUUAGUGAGAAAAAGCGAAGGGAUCAGUUUAAUCUACUGGUCAAUGAACUAUGUACAAUGGUGUCAACAACAAACAAGAAGAUGGACAAAUCCACUGUCCUUAAAUCUACUAUAGCUUUUUUGAAGGACCAUCAGGAAACAACGAAUCAAGCGCAUGUACAUGAAAUAAAGGAAGAUUGGAAACCAUCUUUUUUGACCAAUGAUGAGUUCAUGCAUUUAAUGCUGGAGGCAUGUGACAGUUAUCUGUUGGUGUUCACACAGCAGGGUGUGAUCCUAUACACAUCAGAGAGUAUAACAUCCCUCCUGGGACAUCUACCUUCAGACAUGGUGAAUAAAUCGAUUUUUGACUUUGUUGGGAAACACGAAUCAGCCAACCUGCACAAUAUACUCUACAACUACAGGGUAGCUUCAGGGAAUGGAAUACCAGACUAUGAAAAAGAAGAGAAUCAGUUGUGUUUUGAGUGUAAUUUCCUGCGGGGCUCGAUAGAUCCUCGGGACCCACCUAGGUAUGAACCGGUGAUUGUUCGGGGAAGUUCACGGUACACCAACUCUUUGGUAGGAGAUGAGGAUAUGUUACAACUACCGAGCCCGAACAAGGAACAGGUGUAUUUCCUGUGUACAGUACGACUAAAAACAUCGCAGCUUGUGCGGGAAAUGUCCAUAGUUGAUGACAAUAAAGAAUUUACAUCAAGACACAGCCUUGAGUGGAAAUUUUUAUUUCUUGACCACAGAGCGCCCCCUAUAAUUGGCUACCUGCCGUUUGAAGUUCUCGGAACAUCAGGUUACGAUUAUUACCAUCCCGAUGAUCUGGAUGGAGUGACGGUGUCACAUGAGCAGUUGAUGAAGACAGGGGAGGGAACUUCAUGUUACUACAGAUUCUUGACCAAAGGCCAGCAGUGGAUCUGGUUAAAGACUCGAUUUUAUAUUACAUAUCAUCAAUGGAAUUCGAAACCAGAGUUCAUUAACUGCACCAAUACAGUUGUUAGUUAUUCAGACGUAAGAGGACAAAAGAGAAAAGAUCUAGGCAUUGCUGAGGAAGAAAUAUCUAACGUUGAAAUUGAGCCGAUGCAAUCUAUAUUUAGCAUGUCUCGAAGUCCAUCUGUUGGUUCUGUUACAUCUGCUAGUCGGUCCGACUCAAAUAUAUGUCCUGUGACAGAAAAAGAAGGCAGCGAAAACUUCCAGCCAACAUCCACAUCGCAAGUUCGAUCUCGAACUGUAUCACAACAGUUACAACAAUUCUUACACCGUCACCUACAACAGCAGCAGCAACAGCAGCAACAACAACAACAACAGUCCCAGACAAGUCCCGGUCCCCGAACUAUACAGUCGACAGCCACACACUCAACAUCAUCCACCACAUCUUUUUCAACCCUUCCUUUACAGCAUCUCCUAUACGGUCGGUCCCAGCUAACUCCGAAGUCAGACUCCCAGCACAUGAGAAUUUUACCACGUCCGUCAACCUCCAGUGUAUCUGCCCAACAAACUAGAAUACAGACACCUUCUAUCAUGGCGCCUGAUUCUCAUUCCAUAACAACAAUGGUAUCAAGCCCAUCUAUACUCAACAUAUCUCCGAUAAACAUGGCUAUGCCAGCGCCAACAAAUAUCUACAUGACACCUGUGCAAAGACAAUUACACGAGCAGUUACAGAGAAAGGCUGGUCAGGUGCAGGAUGCUAUACUUAGGCAACAAGAAGAGCUGCGGAAAAUUCAUCAACAACUUCUUUUUGCUCAAGGGAAUAUCCCAGUGCUCAAUUCUAAUACAGACAACAUGGUAGGAAUAAUGGGUGGGGAACACUCAAGAGUGAUUCAGGCGACAUCUUCCUUACCUGCAGCGCAGCAUCAACAUCAACAACAACAAUCAUUAGUCCAGCCCCCUCAGCAGGUGGAGCAACAUUCUCAAGGUGUGCCCAUGGUGGGGAUGCAUAGUGUUAUGGUGAAUCAAACACCCGUUUUACCAUUUCCAAUGCUUCCACAAGAU